Molecule: messenger RNA, 1955 nt
Organism: Galendromus occidentalis (western predatory mite)
Lineage: Eukaryota; Metazoa; Arthropoda; Arachnida; Mesostigmata; Phytoseiidae
Product: BTB/POZ domain-containing protein 9
Exons: 5
Coding region: 149-1927 (592 amino acids)
Biological process (GO): modulation of chemical synaptic transmission; circadian behavior; adult locomotory behavior
Cellular component (GO): cytoplasm
Molecular function (GO): protein binding
Source: RefSeq, a predicted model, not a curated record
GUUCCGAAAGCGGCGAUCGACAGUGUAUGUCUUCCGAUACCGAAUUCUGGCCGUCGAGUUUGCAAUACUGUUACGAGUGAAGCCGUUACCACCGGGGAAUCCCCGGAAGACCCGGAAGUGUCUUCUCGCCGGUCUCUCACAAUCGAUAAUGGCUGAAGAAUCGGAAGCAAAGCUCCGGGAGGGGGCAGCGAGCAAGAAGUCCGGAAUUGAUCAUGUCUACGAUCUCUCGAAAUGGAUCGGAUCCAUUAUGUCGGACAAGGAUUCCUCGGAUAUUACUCUCGUGGUUGAGGGCGAAGCUGUAUACGCUCACAAGAUCAUUCUCGCUGCAUCGUGUGAUUACUUCAGGGCACUCUUCCGUGGAGGAAUGAUGGAGUCGGACCAGGAAGAGGUCGAGCUGAAGGACGUCCCAGCCCGGGGGUUCAAAGCGGUGCUUAAGUACAUCUACACCGCACAGUUGGAAUUGAAAUCAAUGGAUGUUGAGACGAUUCUGGAAGUUCUUUCCGUGGCAGAUCUCUAUGGACUCGAGAAGAUGCGAACAUCACUCUGCGAGUAUCUCGAGGAAAUUAUGUCCGCUGACAAUGUCUUGCUAAUCUGCGAGUCAAUUGAGCCGCUCAGCCUCAAGCACUUGCAUGAAGUUUGUGUCCAUUUCAUGGAUCAAGUCCCACAGGCAGUUCUCGAGAGCGAGGCUUUCUGUACUUCUCGUGCGCGUACUUUGAGUCGAAUUCUAUCGCGUGAUUCUUUCUGCGCGGAGGAGAUCGACAUCUUCAGGGCUGUGACUCCUUGGUGCAAGAAAAAUCCUGACCCCGAAGACCAGGCCGAAGUGCUGGGUAUGCUUCGACUACCACUCAUCCCGACGAAAAGUCUUCUCACUGAGGUCAAGAGCUCGAGUCUGAUAACGACGGAUCGAUUGAUCGAAGCCAUCCAGAUGCGGGAGUGUCAUUCAGCAGAUCUGCCUGUCAGGGGCGUCCUAACACAAGGACAGAAUCUCGCCACCAAAGAAAACGGGGCGAAGAGGCUCGUUAUCGUAGAGGACGAUUCCGAAGUUAUCGCUUUCCCGGAGGCCAACCUGCGCUAUCACAGCGAAGAUAUGCCCGAAGAUGACUGCUCUAUUGAUCUGCCGGUCAAAGAGGCGUUCACAGUUGCGCUCAGCAAAGCCUUCUUCGUCGACUAUAUCUCGUUCCGAUUGCCUGAUGGACGCUCGGCGAGUUUCGGGUACCACGUCGAGGUCUCGGUCGACUUGAUGAAUUGGAUCCGUGUCUUCGAUCAACCCGAAUUAGUCUGUCGCUCUCUCCAAAGACUUCACUUCAAGCCGAGAAUCGUUCGUUUCAUUCGACUCCUCUGCCACGAGCUCCCGGGGAAACAAAUCGGUCAGAUGUGUGAAUUCGAAGCGUCUUAUACUGGGCAAGAUUGGAAUUUUCGCAAAGGGUACUACGCUCCUGCGGAGAAUGUCGCCACAAUGAGCUUGGGAGCUGCUGUCGUAGAAUGCUCUAGAGGCGUCGAUGAGAUGAUAGGUGGCAAGUCCAAAGACGAGCUCGCGGGAACAGGUCGGACCGAGCAUAAAAUAGGUGACGAUCCGAUCAUCGUUCAGUUGUCGCAGCCGUAUGCCGUGAAUUCCAUCAGUUUGGUCCUGCCACAAGAAGAUUCGCAUGAUUAUUCCUACUUCGUCGAAGUUUCUUCCGAUCGCAAGGAAUGGACUCGUGUGAUUGAUCGCUCCCAGGAUCGUUGUAAAUCCUCGCAGAGAUUGGAAUUCGCCACAGUUCCGGUCAGCUUUAUCAAAAUAUGUGGUACAGAAUCUUCUGGCAGUUCGGUUUUUUCCUGCAGCGAAUUUAAGUGCUGGGCUGAAAAGGAUGAGGCUAUCCAGAAGGAAACAGAACCGAGCAAUGGUCAGCCAACAGAAGCAAAGAUGGGAUCUCCGCCUCUCGCGUGAAGAUCGGCCGAACCUCCUUCGCAUAUCC